Messenger RNA from Dalotia coriaria, 1561 nucleotides. RefSeq names its product ubiquitin-conjugating enzyme E2 J1-like. The transcript has 5 exons. Lineage: Eukaryota; Metazoa; Arthropoda; Insecta; Coleoptera; Staphylinidae. The record is from RefSeq and is a predicted model, not a curated record. The coding region runs from base 226 to 1032 and encodes 268 amino acids.
CACGGCAUAUCUACAUGCAAAUAAAUGCGAAACGGCUGAUUAGUACCGUUUGUUCCAUUCCUCGCGUUGUGUUGGUCUCGUUGCAUUGUCGGCUGAUCGGUAACGGCUGAAGUUGACAUUUUCUAGUGGAUAAUGUUAUCGAGUUUCUUUGGUUAUUUUUGAUGACGAUCCCGCAUCGACAAUCUUCAAAUUUCUCGUGUACAUUUCAAAGACUUAUUCAAUAUCAUGGCGUUCGAGACGAAAUACAAAUUGAAGAGCCCUGGUGUGAAGCGAUUGAUGAGAGAGGCAAUGGAAUUGGCUGAACCAACAGAGGAAUAUUUUGCAAACCCUUUAGAUGACAACUUAUUUGAGUGGCAUUUCACAGUAAGAGGGCCUCCUAGCACUGAAUUUGAGGGUGGUUAUUACCACGGAAGGAUUCUUUUGCCUACACAGUAUCCCAUGCAACCACCAAAUAUUAUAUUGCUUACUCCAAAUGGAAGAUUUGAGGUGAACAAGAAGAUUUGUCUUUCAAUAUCAGGUCAUCAUCCAGAAAGCUGGCAACCAUCAUGGUCAAUUAGAACUGCUUUACUAGCACUUAUUGCAUUUAUGCCUUCUCCUGCAGCUGGUACAAUUGGAUCAUUGGAGUACACACCAGAAGAGAGGAAGGUUUUAGCCAAGAAGUCAUUGAAAUGGGAAUGUCCUGUUUGUGGAAAUGUGGCUGAGAAAUUAUUGGCAGCACCACCUACCUCAUCAUUGACACAGGAAGAAACAUCAAUGAUAAAACAAAUUGCAUUAAAAGCAGAAGAAGAAAGUAAUAGAAAAAACUUUGAAAAAAAGGAAACUAAUGAAGGAGAUAAUCCACCUGUAGAGGAAUCCGACUUAAGACAAAGAUUGAAUAUUCCAAGAACAGAGUCAAGCAAUAUUACACCAACUGAUAGUUUACUUGAGGCAUCAAUCCAGAGUGUUAAUAGAGAUCGAUUUUGGUCAACUGUGAUUUGGAUUAUUGUAUCCAUGAUAAUUCUCUUAGUAAUUCGUCGUGUAUUUUUUGUUUGAACCGGGUGCAACUACCUUUAUAAUUGUGAGGAGAUUUGCAAAAGAAAAAAAUUGUUUCCAGUGCUGAUAAUAUAAAAGAGUUGGAUUAUUUGUAUAUUAUGUUAUUCAAUAUAUUAGCGUUUAUUAAUUCCAAUGUUCGUUGAUGGUGUUACGUGUAUUUAAAGAAUAUGUAUUUCAUUUAUAUACCAGAAACGAUUCAAAACACUUUUUAACCAAAUCGUUGAAAGAUUAGAUAUGUUAUGAGUCACGUGUAAAUUGCUUUAAGCAGGUCGUUGGGUAUACUGAUAAACAAUGAAAUGAAAUGGAAUUGAAUGAAAUUCGCCAGAAUGCUUUAUAUUAUGAGAUAAUUAUGACAUUUUAUUAUGCAACAUUAAUUUAUUCUAUAAGUUAAAAAAAACUAUUUGAUAUGUAAUUAUAUUAAGUGUGAUUUAAGAAUUAAUUAAUUGUUACUAUAUAUAUUGAUUGUAUAUGGCUUUGUAAAUAUUUUACCAUUUGUAAAAGUUUAUAAAAAUGGGGGUUCAACAAUUAA